Molecule: messenger RNA, 1134 nt
Organism: Sphenostylis stenocarpa
Lineage: Eukaryota; Viridiplantae; Streptophyta; Magnoliopsida; Fabales; Fabaceae
Source: the annotation of a GenBank genome assembly
AUGGACUGCGAGGGAGACUUUCCAAUUUAUGUUCAGUGUAAAAUGACAACUCUAGAUCAUAAUGAUACUGGAAUUGCAGCACUUUCUGAUCAAAGUGAGUUGGAAAGUGUUGCAUCUGAGGAUCGCUCUGGGAGGUGGGCGAGGACGACGUUCAAAAUUAUUCUUUCAUAUCAUGGGGGUUCGUUUGAUGGGUGGCAAAAGCAGCCAGGUUUGAACACUGUCCAAAGGCAAGUUGCUAUUCUUACAUUUACAGCUUCUGGAGUUUUUUGCCUAUUCAUUGUAGAAGCGUCACUUGGUAAAUUUGUUGAUGAAAAGAAAACACAACUGCUCAAGGAUAAAGGUUUGCCUAUUGAAGGUUGUGCUGUUGUUGCUGGUCGGACAGACAAAGUGGGUUCCAGUGACAUGGGAAAAUCUUUGAAGGCUGGUUCAUUAUACACAGACACUUGGAAGAAGGAUGUUCAACCAAAAGAUAUUGAAGAUGCUAUCAAUCAAGCAGCACUAGGAAAACUUCGAGUCAUAUCAGUUUCUGAGGUAUCACGCGUCUUUCAUCCAAAUUUCUCUGCCAAAUGGAGGCGUUACCUUUAUAUCUUUCCACUCACUGAUGGCUGUAGGAACCAAAGUAGUGUCAGUGGGGACUUUUGUGACAUUUUUAAAUAUAACGAAAUGCGUAAUUCUUCCAGCAAGGAUGAGGUAGAAAAUCAAGAGAAAUCCUAUUUGUUCAGCGUAAGCAAGGUAAACAGGCUUUUGCGCAAGUUAGAAGGAAAAUUGCUAUCCUACAAGAUGUUUGCUCGUGAUACAAAAGCUUCAAGAAAUGAUGGUCCACCGACUGAGUGUUUUGUUUACCAUGCUCGAGCUAUGGAAGUCAAACUGCCUACAACUGACUGUGGAGAAGAAACAAAGGUUAUGUGUGUUGAGCUGGUAGCUAAUCGCUUUCUACGAAAGAUGGUUCGGGUGCUUGUAGCAACGUCAAUUAGAGAAGCUGCCGCUGGUGCUGAAGACGAUGCCUUGAUAAAGCUCAUGGAUGCCACAUGUAGGCGUGCUACUGCUCCUCCAGCACCACCUGAUGGUUUAUGUCUUGUUGAUGUUGGCUAUGCUGAAUUUGACCCUAAAAAAUGCUUCAUUCUCAUAGAGUAA